AUGUUUUUCAAAGGCGAUUUGCAGAGCGGUAUCUCGCAGGCGAUCCACGAGCACAAGCUGGUCGCCUGCUUCGUCAGACAAGAUGACAAUGAGACAAGCCAAAAGUGGGAGAGCGAGUGGCUGAACGCGUCGACCGACAUACCUACAGAAUCGGACCAACGAAAUUCACUGGGCGAACAACUGGGCGAAAGGGCAAUCUUGCUUCGGAUCAAUGCAGGAUCCGUCGAGGCUGGCUUCCUGGGAGCCUUCUGUUCUCUCGACUCUUUGCCGAAGCUUUUGAUCAUCAAGGCAGGCUCGGUUGUUGAGAAUAUCGAUGCAAGCGUCACCGAGGAAGAAUUCAAGCAGCGUAUUACUGCUCUACUACAACCUCCUACACAGCAGCAGCUACCACAGGCAUCCAAUCCUAUUCCUCAAAACGAAGACUCUGCCACCGCGGACGUCAGCCAAGUCUUGUCGAAUGUACCCUUUAUCGGCGAAAGAGGAACGAGUCUACAAGAUUCCGGCACAGUCCCCCAGGAGAACGCGGAGACAAACGUCCCCAUCCCAGCACCUACCAGUCAGGGCAACAAUGCAACAAUGCAACAAUUCUUAACCGAGCGUGGGGCGCGUCUCGAAGCCGAACGCAAAAGGCAAGAAGAGGCCGAGAAGGAAGCACGCAGGGCCACAGCGAAAGCACGAAAAGCGUCUGCAGACAAGCAAGCCGCCGAAUCAUCGUCAAUGCCUCAGAACAAACAAGACUGGGCUGAUCAGCAACGAAACCGCAACAAAGAGGCUCGUGUCGAGAGGGAGAGAAUUCUCAAGUCAAUCGAGUCUGACAAGGCUGCAAGAAAAGAGAAGGAACGACAAAGAAGAAUUGCCGCCCAGGGUGAGCCGUCUACAGCAGCUGCACGGGCACCAGUACACACUGAUACAGCUCCCGGACGACACUCCACCACUUGCUCUCUUCAAAUCAGACUGUUUGACGGUAGCUCGCUACGAACAAAGUUCGACCCUUCGGCAACCCUUGCGACCUCGGUCAGGACAUACAUUUCACAGAACUCGCAAACGGAGAUCCCCUACGAGUUCCGACAGAUACUGCUUCCUAACCCUAGCAGAAACAUCUCAGUAGGCGAAGAGAGCGAAUCACUCAAGUCGCUCGGCUUGACACCCAGUGCAACUCUGGUGUUGGUACCCAUCAAGGGAUACACAGACGCUUAUGCCAGUGGCAGUGGCGGUCUGGUCUCGAAAGGCUUCAAUGCUGGAUUUGGGCUCUUGUCAGGCGCGGCAAGCAUGCUGGGGAGCGCUGUAGGAGGUGCCAUGGGCUAUGCAUCAGGAACAAACGACCGAGCAGGACCUUAUAUGUCCGGCACAGCGGAUGAGAGCGAGACAUCUAACGUGGAGGGAGACAGAAUGGCUAACAGGCCCGGCGGCAUCAACAUACGCACGCUCGGUGACCAGAGACGAGAAGCAGACCAAACCCCUGAGCUUUACAAUGGGAAUCAGCUGAACUUUGAACCUCGCAAGAAAAAGGACGGCCAGGACACCAAGGAUGAUUAA
This is a messenger RNA of Aureobasidium namibiae CBS 147.97, 1536 nucleotides long. RefSeq lists its product as uncharacterized. The transcript is spliced from 3 exons. The record is from RefSeq and is a predicted model, not a curated record. Bases 1 to 1536 code for a protein of 511 amino acids. NCBI's taxonomy places the organism in Eukaryota, Fungi, Ascomycota, Dothideomycetes, Dothideales, Saccotheciaceae. Gene Ontology annotation, molecular function: protein binding.